AUGCACUUGCCACCCUGCGGUUCAGCGCUUUUGCACCAAAUAUUAUUAUUAGUAUUAAUUUUCGCGCGCAACGUACUCUGUGCCGUGUGGAGUGAUAAUAUCCUGUACAGCAACGCUAAUGUCAGCUAUGUUUAUUCGAAUACACCCUACGAAGAACCAGAAGAGCCGCGCAUGUUGCGCGAAUCUCGGCGCAGCUCAAUAGCCGCCGCCUGCACCACAAACGAGGGCACAUCGGGCACCUGCCUAACGCGCUUCAAUUGCAUGCGUCAAGGCGGCACGGCGAAAGGAUUCUGUAGUACCUAUGGCGUAUGUUGUGAAACAAAUAUUCAAUGUGGCCAUAUUUCGAACUUGAAGCGCACUAUCAUCAAAAAUCCCGUCCAACUGCCAACGUCAUGUCAAUACACCAUCACACCUUACAGCAACAGAGUCUGUCAAGUGCUUAUCGAAUUCCAGCGUUUUGAGUUGCAGCAGCCCACAGAAAACACAGACGCCAACACACUGAUUUGUAGCGACUCCUUCACAGUAGGCGGCUACACGGUGUGUGGCGAAAAUAGUGGUCAACAUUUAUAUUUGCCAUUCAAUGUGGCAGCUGGCGCAUCACAAAUCACCUUGGAAUUCAGUUUACCCACGCAAUGGGCGCAAUCCACCUGGUAUUUGGUGGUCACACAACUGGAGUGCCCAGUACCGAAAAAGAACGCUGGUAGUGGCAUGUUGCUGCCGUUCAUGGGACAAGCUAAUCUGCAGGAUUUGCGUACAAUUUUCACAGCGAAAAACAGUGAUUUGGAUUUACUUGCGCCACCUGGCUGUUUGCAGUAUUUCAGGCAACCAACUGGAACGAUUAAGAGUUUCGGAAAUGUCUACUAUAUGAUGGAUAUGAAGUACACGAUCUGUAUCAAACCUUUGCCGGGCACCACAAUGAUCGAGUAUACAGUAAAUAAAUUCUCUCUUUCUGCGGAACAGACAAAUUCAUUCUACGACGAGGCGUGCCAUCCAACUAUUUAUACAGAGGGGCGCCAAAACGACUAUCUGAUGAUACCGGAUGCGAUGUUCAAAGACAAUACAUAUUACCAGCCGACCUAUUUCUGUGGCCAGGGUCUGACUAGCGGCCAGAUAUUAGUUGCAACCGCGCCUUACAUUAUGUACUUCUCCAGCGAUUCACAGUGGAGCACGGAAGAGACAGGGUUCAGUAUAUCAUAUGUCGUAAAGACGACAAUAAACUGA
Messenger RNA from Anastrepha obliqua, 1221 nucleotides. RefSeq lists its product as uncharacterized. The transcript has 4 exons. The record is from RefSeq and is a predicted model, not a curated record. Lineage: Eukaryota; Metazoa; Arthropoda; Insecta; Diptera; Tephritidae. Bases 1 to 1221 code for a protein of 406 amino acids.